UCGGGGGUUGAAAAUUUUUGCACUGCUUAAACGACAUCAUUCAGCUGAAGGCGCGAUAGGGUUCUGGUUGGGGGGCCGUGGAAUCGAUAAUUGAGUUUAUUGUCGGGAAUCAGAGCCAGCAACGAUCGCAAUGGUCUGCGAGAAGUGUGAGAAGAAAUUAGCCAAGGUGAUAGUACCGGAUAAGUGGAAAGAGGGAGCUAGCAAUACUACCGAGGGUGGUGGCCGGAAGAUCAACGAGAACAAGCUUCUCUCGAAGAAGAACAGAUGGACCCCGUAUGGAAACACCAAGUGCAUUAUUUGCAAGCAGCAGGUGCACCAGGAUGCCAAGUAUUGUCAUACCUGUGCUUACUCUAAAGGAGUUUGUGCCAUGUGUGGUAAGCAAGUUCUUGACACCAAGUUUUACAAACAAAGCAAUGUAUAGUGUACACCGGGUGUGCGAGAUGCGACAUCAUCUUUCUGGAUAGUUGUCUAGUUGAUGCUGAUACCUAUGUAACUGAAGCUGUACUCGUAGUUUAAAAGUUGAAUGGUUUCUGUUUAACCUGAAGGCUGAAAGGCCGUGACUCGUGCCUUUUGUACUACUAUCAUUCUUUGUAAUGCAACCCUUUUCAGUGAAAGUCUUCAGUGAUGGUUAAUCCAAA
This is a messenger RNA of Neltuma alba, 638 nucleotides long. RefSeq names its product cysteine-rich PDZ-binding protein. The coding region runs from base 131 to 421 and encodes 96 amino acids. The record is from RefSeq and is a predicted model, not a curated record. Gene Ontology annotation, molecular function: microtubule binding. The transcript has 4 exons. Gene Ontology annotation, biological process: cytoplasmic microtubule organization. Lineage: Eukaryota; Viridiplantae; Streptophyta; Magnoliopsida; Fabales; Fabaceae.